CCAACUUGUUUAACUUUGUAUGUAUGUUAAUUUAUUUUAUAUAGCACAAUCACGACCGAAUAUCCAUAUGUAGAUGGCUUUUAUUCAUAGUGCAAUCUAAAGUACAACAAAAGUUGAUAAAAAAAAUCCAAAUUUUCUUCUUCUUUUCCAUUAUUUGGCUUUUUAAAACCUAAAGCUAUUUAACAACAACAUAAUUAAAAAAAAUGUGUUAUGUUAUGUUCCACGUUGAUGUACUUUGCAGAAAAGUCUGUGUCUUUCCCUCUUUAUAAACUGCACACACAUUGAUCCUUAGUCCAUAAGCAAAAAAAUCAAAGCGAAAAAUAAUAUUCACAUUCUCUCUCUAACUCUAGAGAUGGAGAAGAGCGUACCAAUAAGCAAGAAGCUAUGGAACCUCGUACGUUUUGUCAUGUACAUGUUACACAAAGGCAUCUCAAAGCAAAAGCUCCUGGCUGACUUUAACGCCACUCUCAAACGCGGCAAGAAUCUCAUGUUCAACAACCGCCGCCGCGUCCCAGCCACCGCCUCCACCGUCUCGUCCCAGCCGCAGAAAGAAUACGAGUUUAGCUGCAGCGACACUCCAAACUACUCGUUCCCCUUUAGCAUGGCCGCUUUCAAGAAAAAGAGUCACCACAUUGGUCUCUUCGCCUGUGGUCAAGCGCCACCGACUCUCGACGACGAUACCUCCGCCUCCUUAGCCGUGCUGGAGCUUCUCAACGGCGUCGGAGUUCAAGAAGGCGGUAGUAAGACGCCGGCUUUGUCGGUCGAGGCUUUGACGGCGUUGUCUCCUUAUAACUUGCCCCGGUUUGGACGGAGUUCUCCGUCAGUGAGACCUUUACGUGUGACGGACUCACCGUUCCCGUUAACGGAAGAUGGUGACGUGGCUAACGGACAUGUGGACAAAGCAGCCGAGGAGUUUAUAAUGAAGUUUUACAAGAACUUGAAUCAGCAAAAAAAGAUUGAGUUCUCACCUAAUUAAUAAAUCUUCUUUAUCAAAAAAAUAAGAAAAAAAAAAUCUUCUUUUUCAUUUCUCUUCUGAAAUAUUUUCUCUCUAUUCGGCUAAAUUGGUUCUGAAGUUGUAAUAAUAUUUUUGGUGCGAGGAUUGGGAAUUAUUUUCUCAUUUCUUGAUGAAAUUAGAUUUACCAUUAUGAAUAAAAAAGUUAUUAGGUGACCAUUCUCUACA
Molecule: messenger RNA, 1180 nt
Organism: Brassica napus (rape)
Lineage: Eukaryota; Viridiplantae; Streptophyta; Magnoliopsida; Brassicales; Brassicaceae
Exons: 1
Coding region: 353-976 (207 amino acids)
Source: RefSeq, a predicted model, not a curated record